Colossoma macropomum (tambaqui) is the source of this 3103-nucleotide messenger RNA. RefSeq names its product selectin P. Gene Ontology annotation, cellular component: external side of plasma membrane; membrane. Lineage: Eukaryota; Metazoa; Chordata; Actinopteri; Characiformes; Serrasalmidae. The record is from RefSeq and is a predicted model, not a curated record. Gene Ontology annotation, biological process: leukocyte tethering or rolling; response to cytokine; heterophilic cell-cell adhesion. Gene Ontology annotation, molecular function: oligosaccharide binding; sialic acid binding; calcium ion binding. The transcript has 16 exons. The coding region runs from base 83 to 2731 and encodes 882 amino acids.
CACAACUGCAAUCAAAUAGAUGAAAUACAAUUCACAGAGAGAGUCUCUUUCUCAGAACUUUUGAUCUGGGGAUGCUGUUAAGAUGGUUUUUAUGAAGCAUAUGUGGCUGUAUUUUGGAUGGCUGGCUGUAACGAUCAUGGUUCAUAAUGAAGUCGAGGCCUGGACGUAUCAUUACCGGACAGACAGCAAUAUGGACUGGGAGACAGCUCGCCGGUGGUGCCAGCAGGAUUACACAGACAUGGUGGCCAUCCAGAACAAGGAGGAGAUCGCCUACCUGAACAACACGCUGCCCUACCAUCCCCAAUACUACUGGAUCGGCAUCAGGAAGGUGGAGGGACAGUGGACCUGGGUGGGGACCAAGAAGCCCCUGACUAAGGAAGCGGCAAACUGGGCAACAAAAGAGCCUAAUAACCAGGGCAGUGGUGAGGACUGCGUGGAGAUCUACAUCAAGAGGGGAAAAGACACGGCCAUGUGGAACGACGAGAGGUGCAGCAAAAAGAAAGCACCCCUCUGUUAUAAAGCGUCCUGUUUUAAUACGUCCUGCAGUGAACAUGCCGAGUGUGUGGAAAACAUCGGCAGCUACGUAUGCAAGUGUGACCCGGGCUUCACUGGUCCCCGCUGUGAGGAAGCUGUACAGUGCAGGCCGCUCAGGCAACCAGUCCAGGGGUUUUUGCAGUGUAAUCAUGUUUAUAAAGAGUUCCAGUUCAGUUCUUCCUGUCAUUUCCACUGCGCUCGUGGAUAUACACUAAUAGGUUCACAGAAUCUGCACUGUCUGGAAUCAGGGGACUGGAGCAGUGACCCUCCUGAGUGCCAGGCUGUUCAGUGUCCCCCGAUUACUGUUGCCACUGGUGGGUGGAGCAUGAACUGCAGCCAUCCAAUUAACACAAACAGCUACAACUCCACCUGCACAUUCAGCUGCAAGGAGGGCUUUGAGCUGGUGGGAUCACUCAACACCCAGUGUGAUCACACUGGACAGUGGACACACAAGACCCCCACCUGCACAGCUGUGUCUUGUAGCAGCCUGCUGAUCCCUGCAAAGGGUCACAUGACCUGUGAUGAUCCGCUGGGAAAUUUCUCCUUCCGCUCAACCUGCACUGUUAGCUGCGAGGAAGGAUACGAACUAAGAGGAGAGAACAGAAUCACCUGCCUCAAGACCGGCAACUGGUCUGCAUAUACACCAACGUGUGAAGUUUUAAGGUGCAGCCCACUGAAGUCUGUCCCUCAUGGCUCACUGCACUGUAUGGACCCUGUGAAAGAGUUCAGUUAUGGCUCCACUUGCUGGAUGGAAUGUGACCUCGGUUUUCAGCUCACGAGAACAAACUUCACCCAAUGCACCUCUCAGGGGAAGUGGAGCCAGAGUCUCUCAGUCUGUGAAGCUGCACAGUGUUCGCCUAUCUCUGGAGACUCCAGUGGGUGGAGUCUGAACUGCAGCCAUCCCAUCUCCACAAACAGCUACAACUCCACCUGCACAUUCAGCUGUGAGGAGGGCUUUGAGCUGAGAGGCUCAAACACAACCCAAUGUGAUCACACUGGACAGUGGACACACAAGACCCCCACCUGCACAGCUGUGACUUGUAAGCCCCUUGUGACCCCUGUGAGUAGCACUGUGAGCUGUGCUGAUCCGCUGGGGAAGUUCUCCUUUCGUUCGUCGUGCACUGUGAGCUGUGAGGAAGGAUACACGCUAAGAGGAGCGAACACACUCACGUGCCUCAAGACCGGAAACUGGACUGCAGAACCACCAACGUGUGAAGCUGUGUCCUGUGGCUCCCUGCCAACCCUUGCGAAUAGUCACAUGACCUGCGCUGACCCGCUGGGAAAGUUCUCCUUCCGUUCGUCCUGCGUUGUGACCUGUGAGGAAGGAUACACACUCAGAGGAGAGAACGUCCUCACCUGCAUGGAGACCAGCAACUGGUCUGCAGACACACCAACGUGUGAAGCUCGACAGUGCCCUCUGCUGCUCUAUCCAGAGAACGGCAGGAUGACCUGCUCUCACCUUCACUCCUUCUUCAGUUUUGGUUCGCGCUGUAGUUUCGGAUGUGAGGACGGUUAUGUCCUCACAGGAGCACCCACACUGGACUGCACUGCGACUGGGUCCUGGAGUCAGGAGGUGCCUUCCUGUAAUGCUGUUCAGUGCGAGCCUCUUGCUCACUCCCGUCUUCCCCAGUCGCACGCCUCUCCUGUCCCCUUUAUGAAUUGCUCCCACCCCAGAGGCAACUUCAGCUUUGGCUCUCAGUGUGUGUUCCAGUGCUCAGACGGCUACAGGCUGAAUGGGAGCAAUGAGCUGGUCUGUACGUCUGCUGGGAUUUGGACAGACUUCCUGCCCACCUGCGUCGCUGUUCAGUGUGAGCCUCUCGCUCACUCACCUCUUCCCCAGUCGCACGCUCCUCCUGUCCCCUUUAUGAAUUGCUCCCACCCCAGAGGCAACUUCAGCUUUGGCUCUCAGUGUGUGUUCCAGUGCUCAGACGGCUACAGGCUGAAUGGGAGCAAUGAGCUGGUCUGUACGUCUGCUGGGAUUUGGACAGACCUCCUGCCCACCUGCGUCGUGAAGGAGAUGCCAUUAGGCACUAGCCUGCUUGUGUACAUUGCCACUGGUGCCGCAUUAUCAAUUGGCCUGCUGAUGGUAGGAGGGCUGUUUCUGCUGUUGGUGCAUCAGUUCACGAAGAAGGCUAAAUUCACACCAGAUAACUCAGCUUGGGAUGGGAGUCUGAAUCCAGCCUUCGAGGACAUUUAGCUUAAGAAAUGUAAUCAUAUGCUUUCUGUCUCAGCCGUUUACAGAUUUCUCAAAAUGUGUUUGCAUUAUGAAUGUUGAUGUUGUCAAAUUCGGUGAAACUUUACCUUAGUUGUAUGUCUGUGUAUCUGAAACAGAGAGUAAUAUUGAGCUUUCUGUGUGAUUUUGCAUGUUUGUGCUGUGAGUCAUGAAAUCAUUUGAUAUUCACUCACUGGCCACAUUAUUAGAAACUCCUUGUCUGUCCACUCACUGCCUGCCUUAGGAGAUUCACCUGCCUUACACAGUAUUGUGCAAAAGUCAGAGGUUACCAUUCAUUUAACUCUUGUGUGGUGUUGAUGUGUUUGUUACUCAGUGGUCUGCUGGAUCCACCACAUU